Messenger RNA from Pteropus alecto (black flying fox), 2822 nucleotides. RefSeq names its product musashi RNA binding protein 1 (gene MSI1). The record is from RefSeq and is a predicted model, not a curated record. The transcript is spliced from 13 exons. Gene Ontology annotation, cellular component: cytoplasm. NCBI's taxonomy places the organism in Eukaryota, Metazoa, Chordata, Mammalia, Chiroptera, Pteropodidae. Bases 85 to 987 code for a protein of 300 amino acids. Gene Ontology annotation, molecular function: RNA binding.
GGCUGGUCCGAAGGCGGGUGUGUGGUUACAGAAGGGCUGCGCGAAUACUUCGGCCAGUUUGGGGAGGUGAAGGAGUGUCUGGUGAUGCGGGACCCGCUGACCAAGAGAUCCAGGGGUUUCGGCUUCGUCACUUUCAUGGACCAGGCGGGGGUGGAUAAAGUGCUGGCGCAAUCGCGGCACGAGCUCGACUCCAAAACAAUUGAUCCCAAGGUGGCCUUUCCUCGGAGAGCACAGCCUAAGAUGGUGACUCGAACGAAGAAGAUCUUUGUCGGGGGGCUAUCAGUGAACACCACGGUGGAAGACGUGAAGCAAUAUUUUGAGCAGUUUGGGAAGGUGGAUGAUGCCAUGCUGAUGUUUGACAAAACCACCAACCGGCACCGAGGGUUCGGUUUUGUCACGUUUGAGAGCGAAGACAUCGUGGAAAAAGUGUGUGAAAUCCAUUUCCAUGAAAUCAACAACAAAAUGGUGGAAUGUAAGAAAGCUCAGCCAAAAGAGGUGAUGUCGCCGACGGGCUCAGCCAGGGGGAGGUCUCGAGUCAUGCCCUACGGAAUGGACGCCUUCAUGCUGGGCAUCGGCAUGCUGGGUUACCCCGGUUUCCAGGCCACGACCUACGCCAGCCGGAGUUAUACAGGCCUCGCCCCUGGCUACACCUACCAGUUCCCCGAAUUCCGUGUAGAGCGGACCCCUCUCCCGAGCGCCCCAGUUCUCCCCGAGCUUACAGCCAUUCCUCUCACCGCUUAUGGACCGAUGGCGGCGGCGGCGGCGGCGGCGGCUGUAGUUCGAGGGACAGGUUCGACUCCCAGCCGCACAGGGGGCUUCCUGGGGACCACCAGCCCCGGCCCCAUGGCUGAGCUCUACGGGGCAGCCAACCAGGACUCAGCGGUCAGCAGUUACAUCAGCGCUGCCAGCCCUGCCCCUAGCACCGGCUUCGGCCACAGUCUCGGGGGCCCCUUGAUUGCCACAGCUUUCACCAAUGGGUAUCACUGAAGCGAGAGACAGGUGGCAGGAGCGCCCAGCCUGCAGCUGACUGAGGACCACGAGUGAGCCAGCGAGGGGGCGGGGACACCUCAGCCGCAGCCGCCCCCUCCCCCACAGUGACUCGGACCGCUACUGCCUGCACCCCCGCUCCCGGGUGGCCCAGGCCCCUGCCCUGCUGUCUCUAGACGUUGUCUGGCUCCCCUACUAACCUCCCCCUCUUCCACCCCGGCCUCCUCCCCCGCCUGCCCCUGUCCUACCCGCUUUUAUUUAUUUUGGAUUAGCCGUUUACCCCACCACGGUCCCCUGGUUCUUCCCUCUCUGCGCCCCUCCCUGUCUGCCGUGCCCCCAUUAGGACCCCCUACCCUUCCCCCAGGAAGGCUUUUGUAUUUGUGCAUAGCUAGAGAGAGGGCGCAGGGGGCCUGCCGAGGUCGCAGCCCCCACCCGGGUUUUUUUAUUCUGGUUUUCCCUCCUUUUCUCUUUUCCUUUUUUUUUUUUUUUUUUUUUUUUAAGGAACUGUUUUUUAAACUAUUUCUAGGUUUGUGAAUGUGAAGCCCCAGGCCGCAGGGGCAAGGGGCCAGGUGUCCCCCCCACCAGCUAAGAACAAAAUGUCUAUGUGGGUGUGGGCUCCUGGCCACCUCCGUCCAGCCCUGGAGAGGACAGGGCUGCGUAGGCCAGGCCGAGCCCCUGGAACCAUCCCGUCCUGUAUUAUAUGUAAAUACUGUGAGGUGAAGCCCCCACCCCCUCUAAGACCCCUUGGGGGUGAGGGCAUUGCCUGGCCCCACCCCGCAAAGGUCUCCUCCCUCCUGUGUUUCUGUCCCCUCCUCAGACACCGUUACUGUAAGCUUGCAGGCCUCAACUGUGGCCAAGGCAGGCCCGCUCUCUCAGGCCUUGGGGGUCAAGGCCUUGGGCCUGCUCACCCCGAGAAAUCCCAGUGUUGGGGCAAGGGGCGAGAGAAGAGAAAGGCUCACCCCGAGCCACUGCUGGAAAGGAAUUAACUCUCCAAAGGUCUCCCCCUGCCCCCUACCUCGGUUGGGCUUUCAUGGUUUCUGCUCUGAACCCCCCAUGAGUGGGCAUCAGGGGGCACUUUGGGAAGGGGUGGACCCCAGGGGAAAGCAAAGGGCUUCUCAGGGAACCCCCACAUUCUCUCACUGAAGUUUCCCACCAGGAUGGUCCCAUGGCCAGACCCCCUUGGCAGUCCCUCACCCCUGAGCCCCCUUCCAAGGGAAAAGAGGCUCAGGGUUUGACUUCAUGAACUGUGAGUGACAUGGCUGGGCGUGGCAGGGCCGAGGCCCCCCGUUGUUGUCGUCGUUGUCAUCGUCCCCUCUCUUUAUGUCCCCCUCCCCCAGGUCUGAGGCUGGGGACCUGAGCUCCCUUCCCCAUCACAGUCCCCACCCUCAAAACCCACUUUGGAGAGUUAAUUGUUUGUGUGAGGUGCUUAACCUAUCAGCCCUGAGAACACAAAGCAAUAAUCUUUGUUACUGAGAUGCGCGGCUGUUCGUGGUUUUUUUUUUUUUUUUUUUUUUGUUUCCUAAUAAAAGAGAAGCUGCAUUUUAUUGGUUUUUAUUUUUAAUUUUCUACACGUUUGAGCUGAGUCAUGAAAGACUUAGCUCCCCUCUCCUCCCCUUCCUGUGACACCCCCACCCCCCCACCCCACUGGGCCCACCCAUGGGCUCGGAGCCCUGGAAUUCCGUUUUCUGAUUUGUUUGGGGAAUUUUUUUAAAAAGAUGUUACAUGGUGUUCCGAAGCCAGCAAGUUACCACCCUCCGGUGUCUCUUCUCUCCACAUCUGUAACUUCUUUUUCCAGGUUUUAUUUUCAGUUUGACAUUCCUAAUAAAUUAUUUGAA